UUCCCCUUGUAAGUCACGUAGCACAGGGUCAGGAAUGGUUUGGCUUCAAAAUGUGGCUUUUUUUUCCUGCUCCCUCCUUCAGCUGCACUUUUCCCGCGACACACUUCAGUCACAAGAUGAAUGCAGUCAGCUACAGCAUGACAUAGACAAGCUAUAGACAGUUGAGAGAGGAAGAAGUCAGUGGCACCCUCACCUCAGACAAGACAAAGCUAACAAUUGAUAAUGAAAGACACACUUCAGUCACAAGAUGAAUGCAGUCAGCUACAGCAUGACAUAGACAAGCUAUAGACAGUUGAGAGAGGAAGAAGUCAGUGGCACCCUCACCUCAGACAAGACAAAGCUAACAAUUGAUAAUGAAAGCGGUGCCUGAGAAGCGAUGCCUUCACCCACGCAGUUUUCACCACGAUGGAGGAGUGCCCACACUUCCAGGACCUUACUGUUAAGAGGUUCCUGAAGACCCUACUUGAGCACAACCGCCGAGACAUUCUCUCCAAGCUGGAGAAGUUUGUGCGCCUGAAGCCAGGGAGUGAUGCUGCUAAGACCUUCACUGUCUAUCCAGAGGGAUCCGCAGGUGCUGGUGGUGGAAUCUUGCUUGGACAGUGUGCCUGUAACACACAGGCACAUUUCUCCAAAAGGUUGACGCUGUGCUGCCGGUACUGUCGCCUCAGCUUCUGCGUCAGAUUCAGAACAGAGACUUCAGCAGAGAGAUUCAGAACAGAGACUUCAGCAGAGAGAGUGAGUGGGAGAAACGCUACAACUGCUUUGCCCACUCGAUGAUGCUAGACCAGCAUGUGGAGUACGGGAGCAAGAAUGGGUUCUGCCGUGCCGUUUGUCCUGCCAGAUUCCCGGAGGAGGUGACAGAGAAGAGACCUUGGGAGACUUCUGUAAAUGAGGAGCAACAAGCACAUCUGACUGGAGCCUUUCAGGAACCAACAGUCAGAACUUUGUCUUCUUCUGCCAGCACACAUACUGUCUGUGCAAUCAAGGCUGUGUGAUGGUGGUGCCCCAUUGCGGGGUCUGAUGUGUCUACAGCUAGUGCUGGGUGUGUCCUCUCUGCCUGGUACUGCAGGCUAAUGUGUUUGCCUGCUUCAGUGCAAAUCUUGCAAGCCAGAUCUACCAGCUGUCUCUAGUGUAGUGUCUAGGAUGCUUUAAAUUUGUGUUUUUAUGUAUAGUAUGAGAUAAAAUUACAACAAUGUGGUCGUGUAAGUUAUUUGCAUUUUGUAAGUUAUUUUGAUGGUAAACAAUUCAUGCCCUCAGGUCAAAAAAGAAAAUCAGGAUUGGCCAAAAAUAGUCAAAGUUUAAGGUGAGACUUGCACAUAGAAGCCCUGUCCAAGCGACUCUGGUGGGAUGGGGCUUCUAUGUGCCAGCCUCAUCUUAAACUUAGACUAUUUUGGGCCGACGUGACUUUUAAAGUGUUAUAGCGUGAAAAAAAACAUGUAUAAUAACCAAGACAUUCCCACUCACUUUGUUAGUUGAAUGGCCAGUCUGGUGUAUUAACAACAGACACAUUCUCCCCUUUGCCUCAUUAAAAACAAAAGAGCAUUGGUUCUUGGAAAAAUUAAGAUUUGAAUACUAUAUGAUACCUGAUUGUAACCCUCUAUAGUAACAACAGAUUUUUUGUUUAUUUUUUACUUUUUUACUUUGAACUUACUUUAAAACUGUCAAUUUUGCUGUCCACAUUUCUAUAUGAUAUUUGAUAUGAUGAUAUAAUGUUAACCAUAGGAAAAUAGGGAAGUUGCAGGCAGCCAUUAGCCCUUAACAUGACAAUCCCUGUAUGAUUUUUGUUGCCCUUGGCCAGUGUCCUUCCUACAUUAAAAAAAAAUAAAAGAGAUAUGCCUA
This is a messenger RNA of Scylla paramamosain (green mud crab), 1839 nucleotides long. RefSeq lists its product as uncharacterized. The transcript is spliced from 8 exons. The coding region runs from base 406 to 777 and encodes 123 amino acids. NCBI's taxonomy places the organism in Eukaryota, Metazoa, Arthropoda, Malacostraca, Decapoda, Portunidae. The record is from RefSeq and is a predicted model, not a curated record.